UGUUUUAAUAAAUGAUCCAACACCCCUUUACUAAUACUACUGCACGCAUCAAACUCUUAAUUAAUUCAUCUCCAACAAUGGCCUCCUCCUCCUCUUCUUCUUCCUCUCUUUCACUAGUAAGACUCAUCGAGACGUGCCGCGUAUCGCCGCCGGAGGGAUCCGUCGCUCCGACCGCCGUCCCCCUCACCUUCUUCGACGUCAUCUGGCUGUACCUGCCCCCGGUCGAGCGCCUCUUCUUCUACCCCUUCCCCCACCCCACCUCCCACUUCCUCUCCUCCUUCCUCCCCUCCCUCAAAUCCUCCCUCUCCCUCUCCCUCCGAUCCUUCUUCCCCCUCGCCGCCCUCCUCCGCCCCUCCCCCGACGCCUCCGACCGCUUCGAGCUCUUCUUCUCCGACGCCACCUCCCCCGGCGUCCGCUUCACCGUCGCGGAGUGCUCGGACGCUCAAAACGCCGCCGGCCUCUUCGACCACCUCGCCGAUGGCCGCCCGCGCGAAGUCUCCCUCCUUCGGCAGCUCGUCCCGAGCCUCGCGCCGCCCGACUGCACCGACUCCCCCCCGCCGCCGCGGCCGCCGCCGGUGUUCGCCGUGCAGGUGACCGUCUUCCCCUCCCGCGGCCUCGUCGUGGGGACUGCGGUGCACCAUGCAGUCUGCGACGGCAGCAGCAUCAUGCGCUUCAUGCGCUGCUGGUCCGCCUCCGCUGCCGCCGGCGCACCCGCUCCCGCCGCCGCCGCCGUCGUCGUCGUCGACCGCACCUUGGUUCCCGACCCUCACGACGUCUACUCUACUUUCUACGAAGGGGUUUCGGAGAUGAGAGGCUCCGACGGCCACGGCGCGGCGACUGCGGCCGACAGAGUCUUCGCGUCCUUCACGCUGCGGAAGCGGCACGUCCAGGCGCUGAAGGACGCCGUGUCGGCGAGGGCGGCGGCGUCGGCCUUCCACUGCUCGACCGUCGUCGUGACGUUCGCCUUCGCGUUCGUCGGCUACGUGCGCGCGAAACGGGCGGCGGCCGGCGAGGCGGCGCACAUGGGGUUCGCGGCCGACUUCCGGUCCCGGAUGCGGCCGCCGCUCCCCGCGGAGUACUUCGGGAACUGCGUCGGGCCGUGCUUCGCCGACGUCGACGCCGCGGACCUCGGCGGCGACGACGGGCUCGUCGUCGCGGCGGAGGCGAUCGGGCGCGCGAUCGGAGGUCUCGGGAAGAGCCUGGAGAGCGCGCGGGAUUGGUUGCGCGGGUUCAAAUCGCGCGCCGCCGGGCUCAUUCUGACGGUCGCCGGGUCCCCGAAAUUCGGCGUCUACGGCGUGGAUUUCGGGUGGGGGAGGCCGGCGAAGGUCGAGGUCGUGUCGGUGGCGAACACCGGCGCGGUGGCCGUGGCCGAGAGCCGCGACGAGGAGGGAGGGGUGGAGGUUGGCUUGGGACUUCCCAGAAAUGAGAUGGAUGUGUUCCAGAAUUACUAUUUUGACACUCUCAAAUGUUUAGAUGAUCAUCCUCAGUUAUAACUUACUCAUCUUUUGUUAGGAAAUUAUUGAAAUAAAAAGAUUUAAACUGUGCUCGCAUGGAGUUUGUGCAAAUUAUACUGAUAGUAAUAAUAAAAUAGAAGCUAUAUUCUAGCUCUCAAGAAGAAAAAGAGUAAAUUAAGUCAGAUAUUUUUAAUUCUAGUCAGCGUGUACCAUCAUAAUCUUUCUU
Molecule: messenger RNA, 1680 nt
Organism: Ananas comosus (pineapple)
Lineage: Eukaryota; Viridiplantae; Streptophyta; Magnoliopsida; Poales; Bromeliaceae
Product: coumaroyl-CoA:anthocyanidin 3-O-glucoside-6''-O-coumaroyltransferase 2-like
Exons: 1
Coding region: 12-1493 (493 amino acids)
Source: RefSeq, a predicted model, not a curated record